This is a messenger RNA of Thunnus maccoyii (southern bluefin tuna), 4889 nucleotides long. It is a transcript of the gene wdfy1, whose product is annotated as WD repeat and FYVE domain containing 1. Gene Ontology annotation, molecular function: metal ion binding; protein binding. The transcript has 12 exons. NCBI's taxonomy places the organism in Eukaryota, Metazoa, Chordata, Actinopteri, Scombriformes, Scombridae. The record is from RefSeq and is a predicted model, not a curated record. The coding region runs from base 138 to 1370 and encodes 410 amino acids.
CAUGCCCCACUAUACAGCCUGAAUUGGUUAGGCGCAUUGUUGCCGUCAUUACGGUAACGCUGACAGCAGCUCUGGGUGUCAGCUGAUCCUCAGUAGGAAAAUCAGCUGCAGGAAAACACUGCUGGAGAGUUCAAACCAUGGCUGCGGAGAUACACUCGAGGCCCCAGACCGCCCGACCGGUACUUCUGAACAAGAUCGAGGGACACUCAGACGCCAUCAAUGCAGCUGUUUUAAUACCAAAAGAAGAUGGAGUGAUCACGGUCAGCGAGGACAGAACCAUCCGGGUUUGGCUGAAGAGAGACAGCGGUCAGUACUGGCCAAGCAUCUACCACACAGUCUCCUCUCCAUGCUCUUGCAUGUCGUACCACCAUGACAGCAGACGCAUCUUCAUAGGCCAGGACAAUGGGGCUGUUGUGGAGUUUCUCAUCUCUGAAGAUUUCAACAAGAUGAACCAUGUCAAAACAUAUCCAGCCCACCAGAACCGUGUGUCAGAUAUGGUGUUUUCCCUGGAGAGUGAGUGGGUAGUGAGUACUGGCCAUGACAAGAGUGUGAGCUGGAUGUGCACUCAGAGUGGCAGCAUGCUGGGGAGACACUACUUCACUGCCUGGGCCUCCUGCCUACAAUACGAUCACGAGACACAGCAUGCCUUCGUUGGCGAUUACUCAGGACAGAUCACGCUGCUGAAACUGGAGAAGCAGACGUACUCCACCAUCACCACACUGAAAGGACAUGAAGGUAGCAUAGGAGUCCUGUGGUGGGACCCCGUCCAGAGGCUGCUGUUCUCAGGGGCUUCCGACCACAGCGUCAUCAUGUGGGACAUCGGAGGCCGCAAAGGACGAACGCUACUGUUGCAGGGACACCAUGAGCGUGUCCAGGCCCUGCGUUACCUCCAGUUGACCAGGCAGUUGGUUUCGUGCUCAGCUGACGGAGGCAUCGCAGUCUGGAACAUGGACACACCCAGAGAAGAGGCGCCCCAGUGGUUAGACAGCGACUCGUGUCAGAAGUGUGAGCAGCCUUUUUUCUGGAACAUCAAACAGAUGUGGGACACUAAGACCCUGGGGCUCCGACAGCACCACUGCAGGAAGUGCGGCAAAGCUGUGUGUGGGAAAUGUAGUUCUAAACGCUCCACGUUCCCAAUUAUGGGCUUCGAGUUCCCGGUGCGGGUGUGUGAUGCCUGCUUUGACACCAUCAAAGAAGAAGAUCGAACACCGUUGGCCACAUUCCACGAGGGGAAACACAACAUCGCCCACAUGGACAUGGACCCAUCUAGAGGCCUGAUGGUCACAUGUGGAAGCGACCGCAUUGUUAAGAUCUGGGAUAUGACGCAGGUGGUUGGCUGUAGCUUAGCAACAGGCUUCUCUCCGCGCUGAUUGGUCCAGCCGACUACGUGCCCCCCUCCACCCCCCCUCUCUCCAAGCUCCGCCCACUCUUCCAAUGUCAUGGAAACCCCUCUGUACAGUAUAUCUCCCCAUCACGCCUGGGCUCUUCAGCUACAACCAGGCCUGCUCUUGGUGAAUGUGUGUGUGUGUAAGUGUGUGAGUGCUGAUGGUGCAGGUCUCCACAUUCCUUUUGCUUCUCAUAACAAACUAUCCUUUAAUUUCACUACUCCUCAGUCCUACAUGAAAGUGUGUGCGACUGAUUUUUGACUUUUUGCUCUGAAUCCGAAACAGAACCCUAAGCACAACGAUGGCGUGUAAGUGUGUGUACAUGUGUGCAUGUAUCGUAAUUAUUCCUCCUAUGGGAGGAAUGGUAUUGAUAUUAGUGUUUACAUUUAAUAUUUCUGAUGCUUCUUUUGACAAAGGUCAUUUUUUUUAUUACCUUUGCACUGUAACAUUAGGUUUCACAAAAUCGCUGACCUGCCAGUCCUGUAAAAAAAAAAAACAUACACUAGCUUCUCCUGCUUAUUAUUGUGGCCCACUAACUGCAUAUUACUCACUGUCACUGUAACAUGUAUAAAAACCUAAAAAGCAUCUGUAUAUACCCCUGCAUCAUGUUUAUAGUAGAGAUACUUGCUUGAAAUGACUCUUUUUUUUCCUCUCUCUUAUUGAUUUCUUGUUUUCUCUUUCACUAGUUGGCCUUAAAUCACUCUCAGGAGGUUUUACAUCAGUAGGUUGUCGCUGGGCGGGGCUCUUGAUGUCAGUCGUAAACCAUCCCUAACGUGUAUUCAUUCGAGCAUUGUAAGAAAAUCAAUAGAGCAACCACUUGUUGAUAGAUGAAUGAAAUCUCUCGGUACAUUUGAAGAUGCUGCCGGAGAAAUUUGAUGCAGUUGUCAGACGUUUGCUUGACAACGCUGACACAUCCUCUCACCUUAUGAACCCAAGUGAGCCAGGGAAAAUUGGAAUACGUCGCCGUAGUAACAAGUCAUGUUUGAGUGUCAUGCACUGACCGCAGCAUCAUCAAACAUAUUGUUGCAGCCAUCCUGAGAUGAACCGUUCUAUCUUGAUCAGUUCAAGAUUUAAUCUCGUGGUCUCAACCAACUUAAUUUUGAUAAACAAGUCUUAAAAAAAAUAGCACAUCAUUAGCAUUUAUCACUCUCUUUAGAAAUCUGUGUUUAGGUAGAUGCGACACAUGGCACUGAUGGUAUAAACCCAAGACUCUAAUGCCUUGUGAGAAUUACUUGUCAUCUGUAAUUAAAAAAGAAAAACAACAGAGUUACAAAUUAUACUGUGGUGCAAAAUUGGAUUAACUUUUACCAGAAAGGCACUUAGGUACUGGACAGGUACUCUAAACUUAAUGUAGCAAAUGCUGGUAUGUUGAAGUCAUUGCCAGCUGAAUCAGGGCUGCCUGUGUUCCUUCAAAAGCCUUAAAGAGAGAAGGACACACUCACAAAGCCUUUUUAGUAGUUUGUCGGUGCUUACGACUGUUCACCCAUUCACUCUCACGCACUCACCUUGUUAUAAAGCUCUGGAUGUCUCAUUUGCGUUCCUUUCAUCCUGUUCUUUUUUUUCCCCUCAUGUUCUGUUCUGAACUCUCUUACAGCCCCCCCACCCCCCCACUCCACCCCCACCCCCCCACACACAUACACACAUACACAUCUGUGUUAUAAAGGAUGUCUCAUAGCGCUCUCACCACUGCACUGAAUUGCACAACUCGUGGUCUUUGUCGUUGACUUAAAACAUUUUUGCAAGUUCUGAUUUGGGAGAGAUAAUAGCUGGAUUAGAUGUAGCGUCCUUGUAAAUAGUGGCUAAUAUCUUCUAAUGUUAGACUAACGCUUGCCUUAUUGUAAGUGGAAAAAUGAGCAUUAUACUGUUGGAGUUCCUGAUUUCAAAUGUAGUUACAUUCCAGUUUUUUGAUUAUGUAGUGUAUAUUUAUAUUUGUAGUAAAGUAUUUAUCUAUUAUCACUGUAAAUGGUUGUUUACUUUUCUUUGUGCCCAUCUAGUAGUCUUUAUUUCCUCGUGAUAGCAAAACUAAAACAUGUUAAGCAAAUGAAGCCCAUUCAAACUCUAAUGACGAGAUGAAAUGAAAUGUCAGAUUAAGCAGAAUUUUACAUCCUAACAAGGACAGAGACUGGUUGGUUAAUCAAGUCACAGCAGUGGUUGACUGCUAUUGUUUCCCAUCAUCAAUGUCCACAUCAAUAGAAAGACAGAUCAAUAGAUAUUUAGAUGUCACACAAUAUAAUACUUGGGGUUACACUGAACGCUGAAACAGAUUGAAUAUGUCAGUAGCCAAUAUUAUAAACUAAUGUUAUCAUGUUGACAUCAGUGGAUGCUCUGGGAUAAAACAUGCCUUAAAUUGUUAUACAUAAUUAUCACAAAAAUUGGCAAAAUGUGUCAUUAAAGCUGCAUUAAUUUUUUUUUGGCUGAAAACAUUUAAAAUACUAUAAAUAUGUUGAACGUGUAAUCAAAAAGUUGACAUAUGGAGCAACAUUAGGAUUCAUUUGGGGUUCCUUACUCUGUCCAUUUGAGGAAUAUAAGUCCAAUAUUCACUCUUAGCUGUUCACUUUUAGCUCUAUUUUGGUCUCCACCAACUCCUAAGGAAAAUAUUUGUCUUUUAGCUGCUUAAUGUUCCACCAGGGGACAGGAAAACAUACCCUUUUCACAUGACAUAUAAUCAUUUGAUCUAUUGGUAAUUUAAAAAUAGGUGCAGCUUUAAAAAGUCUUUGCAUGUUUCAGCGCUGUUGACUUUUUAGUCAGCUCCCAAUUUUGGGAAACUGAUCAGAUAGUCUAACCUCAAGUAUUAUAAAAACUCAUGUCACAGAGCGUCAUCAGGGAUCUACAGGGUUAUUGACGAUGCUACCGUACAAUCAGGAGUCAAAGCUCUCCUUUCCUAUUUCACUUAACUCAACAUUGAAGCUUCUUCCAGUCAUUACUUCUAAUCAUGUCCUGGUAACAGAUUGUGUUUGGUGAUAAAAAGGCUGUCUGCUCAAACACUGACUCCGGGGUCUUAACUGCAUAGCAGAUGGACAAGAUGUUAAAGGUUUGAUGAAUGGCUGGAUUGGUUGUUUGCUGAAAAAGCUAAUGAAAUAGAUCUUCAGAUUACCAGACUGUCACAGGAAGGAAGGAAUAGAUUUUGUCAAGUCAUAAAUGUCAUGGUUUAUUUAUAGGAGUCAUUUUGUUCAGUUUUUGUCAUCUUUAGUUCAUCUAACACUAGAAUGGUCAGCCUUCAUGUUUAUGACAGGCCACAUUAACACUUGAUGACUCAUUUUCCACAACACCAGGGCCCAUAUCUCAAACUCUGUAAAUUGAUUUCUGUUUGACUUUUUCUCUUCUAACUGCUUGUAAAAGACACUUGCUGUCCCAAAAUGAUGUUGUUAAUGUAUAUCUCAAAAUAAUUGUAUUUUUAAAUACUUUUGUUGACAAUACAGUACUGACUUUGGUCUCCCUGUGACCUCAAACCAGGUCACAGAGAGAAAAGAAUCAAUGCUUAAUAAAGAUAUUCUGAUAUGUUUA